Camellia sinensis is the source of this 1588-nucleotide messenger RNA. NCBI's taxonomy places the organism in Eukaryota, Viridiplantae, Streptophyta, Magnoliopsida, Ericales, Theaceae. The record is from RefSeq and is a predicted model, not a curated record.
GGAAAGUAUGUGCAUAAUAAAAAGAAUAAAAGGAAUGAGUGGAGAGAGGGUUUUAGAUGUUUAAAUAAAAGAAGAGAGUGGGGUGUGGUGAGAGUGGCGGAAUAAAGUAAAAAAAUAACAUAAAUUAAAAGAUGAAAAGGGCAACCGAGUGGGAUAGAGAGAGCCCCCCCCGUUUUGUUGUCUCGUUUCUUCUUUAUUCUCCUCAAGAGAGAGAAGUUCAGGAUUUGCCGCCCGUACAGGUCGGCGGCGCGUGCGGAGGCGAUCGCGGCGGUGUCGCGGAGGUUGUUGGUGGCGACGAAUUCCGCCGCGCCGGCGGGGCGUCGACGGCCUUGCGAACGACGUUGAGGCCGAGUCUCCCGUUGCAGCGGUUCAAGCUGCUGCAGAGGUUAUUCUUCCCACUGCCAUGACUCAGGUGACAGGUGAAUGGAAGGAGGAAGUUGCCGUAAUCAAAAUUCAAACGGCAUUCCGUGGAUAUAUGGCAAGAAGGGCAUUGAGGGCUUUGAGAGGGCUUGUCAGGCUGAAAUCAGUGGUACAAGGGACUCCUGUGAUACGGCGAACUUCGAAUGCUUUAAGAUGCAUGCAGACUCUAGCCCGUGUGCAAUCUCAGAUCCAGUCCAGAAGGAUCCGGAUGUCGGAAGAGAAUCAGGCACUCCAGAGACAGCUCCUACAGAAACGUGCAAAAGAACUAAGUUUGCAGAUAGGAGAGGAAUGGGAUGACAGUCUACAAUCAAAAGAACAGAUUGAAGCAAACUUACUUGGCAAGUAUGAGGCAGCCAUCAGAAGAGAGAGAGCACUGGCUUAUUCUUUCUCUCAUCAGGUAAUGUUUAUAGUAUUUUCUAGUGUUUGGCACAGCAGAAAACGUUUUUGUAUUAAAGAAAAAAAUCAUGUUUGGACUUUUUCUAAUUUCUUCUGCAACCACUGCAAUUAAGUAUAUAGACAAGCGAAGUGCCUUCUGGUUGCCCCAGACUUUUGGCAUAAGCUAAAGGAAGACCACGUUCAUAUAAAUUUAGAUCAAUUGCUAAACAAUGUUGAUAGAUCAAUUUUUUACCAACUUGUUUUCCUAUAAACAAAUUGAGGAUCAAAAUCCUGGCACGACAAAGCUUCCUAAAUCUCUACAACCUGUAUUCUCGUGUAACUCUAUAUCUUUGGCCUCCUUGGUUUUACUUAUUUUCUCACCUUAAACCCCUCAGGAGCUCUACCUUGUUAACCACCAUAACAAUGAUGCCUAUUUGCUUGUUUUUCUACAUGCUUUUUCAGUUUUAGAUAAUUUAAAAUUCUCUCUUAAUUAUAAUUUUUUUAUUUCCUUUCCUUUUUCUUAAUUCUUGAAGUCACAUCCUGUAUCCUUGUAAAAAAAAUUUAAUAUUUAAAUUAUUCCUCAAUAUUUUGAGCAUCUUCAUAAGCUAGAUAUAUGGUUCUACAUGUUGACAGUGUGCACAAGUGAACAGCACAUGCCAUGCUGUUUGCAUCAGAUAGUCAAACAAAAGUUUUAUUGACCCUCUAAAAAAAUAUAUAAAAUGAACAAAUAAAAAAUAGUAAUUGUCCAUGUCAUCUUUUGUAUUUUAAGUUGGUCUAGCCAAUCAAAUAAUAA